UGUGUGUUGUUACUUCCGGUUUAUAUAAAAACUCGUUUAUAACAUUUUUGUUGGCGUGCAUCGGUACAAAAACCAACAAAAAUGUGGUUUGAUGCAGCGGCAGAGGUGUUGGAGAUGUUCAAGAGUAGUUUUCCUUUUUCUUUUCUGUUUUUCGUUCCAAUUUUUAUUCUGAUUUCACCAGUUAGCCCAGCAAAUGCAGCCCAAGAAUUCACAGUUUUUAGAAUGCAACAAUUUGACCUCCAAGGAUCAUCUUAUGGAUGUCGUAACUCUCUCGUAAAUAUGGAGGUGCGUCCCAUGGAUGCCAAGAUGUUGACAAGACGGUGUGUGGUGGCUCAGCUGCGCGAGGUGACGAUGCCCAAGUUCCGAGACUUGUUGACACAGAACGCUGGAGCUCUGCUCAUUCUCCUGCCCGAGAUUCUUUCCGAUCUCACAGACGAAGAGAAAAAGCAUCUUCAGUCACUGGAGCGUGAUCUCCUGUCAGAAGAGACGAGCUUGCCUGUCUACUUCCUGUACGAGACUCCGGUAUUGAGGGAUAUCUACAACGAUAUCCAGCUAGGAGGCUCCGGGGACCAGGCACCAACAGCUUGGGAAGCUUUGCUUGGAGCUGCUACAGCGAAUGGUUUCCAGAUGUAUGUCAAUGGGCCGCAAGCCAAGUCUAUGCCAGAUUUUCAGAUAGUCACUCUACAGGGACACUUGUCGGGAAAGGGUAUUGAAGAACAGCUGCCAACUGUGAUUGUUGCUGCUCAUUACGAUGCAUCAGGCAUCGCUCCGGGUAUGUCAUUCGGGGCUGAUUCCAAUGGCAGUGGCGUGAUAGCGUUGAUUGAACUGGCACGCUUGUUUUCAAAGCUGUACACCAACUCACGGACACAUGCCAAAUAUAAUUUAGUCUUUUUGCUGACGGGAGCUGGCAAGUUCAACUAUCAGGGAACCAAAAAGUGGAUCGAGGACAACUUUGAGAAUCAGGAAAGCAGCCUGAUGUUGGACGUGGCGUAUGUCUUGUGUCUGGACACCAUUGGUUCCACAGACCAGCUGCGACUCCAUGUCUCUAAGCCACCCAAGGAAGAGAGUGCUGGUGGGAUAUUCCUAAAGCACUUGGAGGAAAUAACCAAAUCUCACUUCCCGGAGGUGGAGUUUAAACUCGUGCACAAGAAGAUCAAUCUUGCUGAUGAGAUGUUGGCGUGGGAACACGAGCGAUUCAGCAUCAAGCGACUUCCGGCCUUCACUCUGUCCAGACUGGACACCCACAAGUCUCCGGAGCGAGCAUCCAUACUCGAUACCAAAGAACAAGUUAGUUUGCCGAAACUGAGAAGGAACAUUCAGAUUUUGGCUGAAACGAUGGCCCGACACAUCUACAACUUGUCAACACAAGGCACAUUCAAGCUUUUCACAGAGGGUCUGGAAAUAAUUGAGUCCUCUCAGACAGCAUGGCUCGAGUUUUUGACAAAUCAGUCGAUGGCAGCUUCUCUGUUACCAAAAACCAGUCCGAUCCUGGCUACUCUGGAAGAGUCGAUGUCGCACUAUCUGAAGGAUGUUAAAAAGACAACUCUCAAAGCAGACAAGAGAGACCCAGAAUUUAUGUUCUAUGAUGGAGCUAUAUACACAAUGACGUCUUACAACGUGAAGCCCGCUGUGUUUGACCUGUUCCUCGCCAGCGGUAUUGCAGUGUAUCUAGCUGUCAUCUACCUCAUGGCACAGAAUUUUUAUUUAGUGUAUGGAGGUUUGAGAAAGUUGAUGGGCCCAGUGAAGAGUAAAGCCAGCUAAUCCAAGGAUCAAAGUAAGACUACAAUAAGAAGCAGUGACACAGAAGUGUUUUGUAUGAUGAGUGAAAGACGCCACACAGAUACCUAGUUCAUUUCCCGUCGGUAUUCUGCCAGAUACUGAAAAAAUGUUCAACUAAAACAAAACAAUACUGUGUGGUGUGUGGAGAUUUUUAUACUUUUAGAUUUUCCCAUGUGCCCGUCAUAAUGCACUGACACUGCCCACCAUCCAUUGGAUGGAUAUUGAUGGGAAUGUUUGCAAAUAGAAACACUUACCCGCCAAUUAUUUAUCUUGUGUUUGAUGAAUUCCACAAUGCUUGGUUUAAAAAAAAAUGCAUAUCUCAUUUACAAGACGUGUGUGUAGACGUGACUUAUCUUAAGACUGUUCAUAAAAUGAUCACUAGGUUGCACUGGUUAUAGGUGUAAUGAUAUGGCAAUACAUUGCAUCGACUUAGGGGCAGCUGUAUCGCAAUUCAUAGGAUUCAUUUUCAUUUAUUUAUUUAUAAUUAAAUUUCCGUUAUAUUCAUAAAAAUUUAGUGUCAUCACGUUGGUCCAGCCAUAACAAUGCAAGUUUGUUAAUUCCUCAUAUGUGAUGACCUCACUUUAUAUUGAUGCGCUUGUCUUACUGAGCUUUUUAUGUUUCACAACUAAAAAAUUGAAAAUAAAAUGUGAACUUUUA
Messenger RNA from Gigantopelta aegis, 2436 nucleotides. Its product is annotated as nicalin-1-like. Gene Ontology annotation, cellular component: endoplasmic reticulum membrane. Lineage: Eukaryota; Metazoa; Mollusca; Gastropoda; Neomphalida; Peltospiridae. Gene Ontology annotation, biological process: regulation of signal transduction. The transcript is spliced from 15 exons. The record is from RefSeq and is a predicted model, not a curated record. The coding region runs from base 82 to 1761 and encodes 559 amino acids.